Messenger RNA from Pelodiscus sinensis (Chinese soft-shelled turtle), 870 nucleotides. It is a transcript of the gene PPP1R35, whose product is annotated as protein phosphatase 1 regulatory subunit 35. Gene Ontology annotation, cellular component: centriole. NCBI's taxonomy places the organism in Eukaryota, Metazoa, Chordata, Testudines, Trionychidae. The record is from RefSeq and is a predicted model, not a curated record. Gene Ontology annotation, biological process: positive regulation of centriole elongation; negative regulation of phosphatase activity; positive regulation of cilium assembly. Gene Ontology annotation, molecular function: phosphatase binding.
CCCAGGGGCAGGCAGACUGCCAGCGUGCUCCUGGCCCCCACUCCCAGGGAUCCCUCCACCACCCCUCGCUGCUGCCUCUGAGACAACAGCAUGGGGCAGCAGGUUCGGUUCCUGUUGGCCUCUGGCUUGGAUGAUGGAGCCCAGAGCCCAGAGCCCCCAGCCUCUAGCAGCCCCUCUGUUGCUGCUGGGGUAGCACCACUGCCUAUGGGGUUGGGCAGAUGUGGGGCAUGGACAGAGAUGGGCUUUGGGGCACUGGCAGGGGACCCCCCACCCUCCAGCAACCUUGCAGCCCCCGAGCUGCACUCCAGCCUGGCCCUGGGCAGAGAGGUGCAGGCAGCAGCUCAUGAGGCCUUUGAUGCACAUCGUGCUGCCCAAGAUCUGCUGGCCACGUCCUUUGUUGUCCGUUGCAACGUGGAGGAGAAGGCUGCCACAGCCAUGAACAUCCCCCGGGAGCAGCAGCUAUACCAGGGGCUUGUGAGCCUGCAGGUACCUGCAGAGGAGGUGCUCAGCUGUGCAAUUCAAGAGAAACUGUCACUUGUCCAAACCCAGCCUGAACCCCGCAAGGAGCCUGACCUUGAAGGCCCAGACCUGCUGAUGUUCUAUGAGCCCUUGGAACUGUUUGCAGAGACCCCCUACCUGAGUGUGGAGGGGUUGCCCCCCUUGCGGCUGCAGCCCCCCCCAAUCCGCCCCCCCGCCUCCACCUUCCAGAUGUUCCGCCAGCUGCAGCAGUGGGAUGCCUAAGGAUGCCAGCAGGCAUUGUGGUUGAGGCCAGACAGAGUGGGCAGCUCCCCAACCAUGUUCCCACUCACAUGGCUCUGUCCCUUUGUACCCAGCCUCUGUGGGGCCACCCAAUAAAUCCCCCUGGGCUCA